Molecule: messenger RNA, 2786 nt
Organism: Salmo salar (Atlantic salmon)
Lineage: Eukaryota; Metazoa; Chordata; Actinopteri; Salmoniformes; Salmonidae
Product: POU domain, class 5, transcription factor 1
Biological process (GO): regulation of transcription by RNA polymerase II
Molecular function (GO): DNA-binding transcription factor activity, RNA polymerase II-specific; RNA polymerase II cis-regulatory region sequence-specific DNA binding
Source: RefSeq, a predicted model, not a curated record
UGGACCAUUAUCUCACCGUGAAGGGGAAAAAUCAAGUUCGUUCGCAAAUUCACAAUCAGCUGUGUAUGAUUGUCUCUCGCGGCCAAUGGGAGGCGAGGCAAUUAACAUCCCAACACCGAUUGAUUAAAAAAAACUGUGGAGCUGGGGUGUUGUGAGACGGCCAUUUUAAGGUGAAGUAGGUGGUGAACUCGAGACUCAAUGGACUACAGUUGAUGGGUAUCUCGCACACAGGCUUCUAUUUCUGUACAGGUUUGUUUCCACACAGCGUGACGAGGAACUUUCGGGAUUGAUUUUCACCCUUUAAGGAAUUGCUCAAAAAACGUUGGCGUUUGGACAUUUUCUUGCCACCCUCAAGUGUUCAGGGCACGCCGUUCAGAAACAAUUUUCUAUCUUGCGUAAUGGGUAUAUAGACGGAAUAGACUGCAAGCGUGUCCUUGACUUUAACCAAGUGCCUGAACCACAUUGUCUGAGAUUCAAAUCAAGGAGAAUGUCGGAGCGAUCUCAGAGCCCUAUUUCGGAUUGCAACAGCCGGCCGGAUGACUUCAGCCGACCCAUGUACGCCCAGGCCUUGAGUCAAGAGGCGUUUGGAGGCACGUCGCUCCAGAUCCCUCACGGCGUUCUACAGCACCACAGUCUUCUAUUCAACAAGACUGCAUACAAUGGGUUGCCUCCAACACCUCAAACCUUUUUCCAAUUCCCACCAGUUGGUGGUGACUAUAGGGCUUCCGAUUUACAAGCCGGUGACUUUUGCCAACCCAAACACUGGUAUCCCAUCGCUGCUCCCGAAUACACCGGCCAAGUACCGAGGGUUGCAGUGACUACGCAGGCCACAAACCUGAGCCCACCCAUUGCCGAAGUCAGGGAACAAAUCAAAAUGCCUAAUAUAAAGCUUGAGAAGGAUGUCAAUGACGAGUGUGAGGUAAAGAUUCAACAGUAUCCAACUCCGUCGUCCGCUGUGGCUCAAGGGGUUUACUACUCGACCCCAUGGAACCCCUCGUUUUGGCCUGGCCUUCCCCACAUCACUGCUGCGAGUUCCAAUACUCAAAACUUUAACUCCAUACCCUCAACAUCGUCUUCAACAUCCCCAUCGCUCUCGCCGUCACCCCCCAGCAAUGGGUUACCCGGGAUCCCGUUCAACGGGAGCGCAAGCCAAGGUGCCCAAGCGCCCCAGGCGCAAACCCAAAGCAAUGGAUCCUCCAGCGGUGGGUGCAGCGACUCGGAGGAAGAGGAGAACCCUUCAACUGAGGAGCUGGAACAGUUUGCCAAGGAGCUGAAGCACACGCGUAUAACACUGGGUUUCACACAAGCAGAUGUAGGAAUGGCUCUAGGCAACCUUUAUGGCAAGAUGUUCAGCCAGACUACAAUCUGUCGUUUCGAAGCCCUCCAGCUCAGCUUCAAGAAUAUGUGCAAGCUGAAGCCCCUGCUUCGGAGAUGGCUGAAUGAGGCUGAGAGCUCUGACAACCCUCAGGAUAUGUACAAGAUCGAGCGGGUGUUUGUGGACACCAGGAAGAGGAAGCGGCGGACCAGUCUGGAGGGUUCGGUGCGCACGGCUCUGGAGUCCUACUUUAUCAAGUGCCCCAAGCCCAACACCCAGGAGAUCACACACAUUGCAGAUGACCUGUGUCUGGAGAGAGAUGUGGUGCGUGUGUGGUUCUGUAACCGCAGACAGAAAGGCAAGCGCCUGGCCCUCCCUUUCGAUGAGGAGUGUGAAGGACAGUACUACGAGCAGAGCCCACCUCCCCCGCACAUGACCCACUCCCCCCCUCCCUGGGCAGGGGUACCACCUAUCCAGCCACACCGGGGCCCCCACUUUUUACAUGCCCCCCUCCAGAGGCCAGAUGUCUUUAAGCAGGCCCUGCACCCUGGACUGGUGGGUCACCUGACCAGCUAAACGUGUUCCAGUUCUCCAAACCAGCUGUGGCCAUGUGGCCUCCCUUUCCCACCCAACAUGGCUAUUAUCUACCUCUUCAUUCCACCAGUCCCUCCCAACCAAGGAUGUUGUCCUCUGUAUCCAGUUCCUCAACAAUGGGGAGGAAGUCAAUCAAAGGCGAAUACAGUAAAGAAAUGCUGCAAAUUCCUGGUCUAUUUGAAAGUGUUCAUCGGUUUAGGGCCUUGCCUCCCACCCAGUUCAGCUACAAGUAAUCUGCACAGCACUGAAUGCUCCAUCCUGCACCAUGGGGAGGGAUUGGCUCUGAAUAUCUGCUGUGAGAUUAUGCUUUUGCACAAAGUUGUCUGACCUUUUUUUUUUUUAUAUUUUAAAAAUGAGAUUUUUUUUCUUUAUCUUGAAUAUCCUUGUGCUGUCUUACUGCUGCAGUUCGUCCAGAGGUUAUCUAUUAGAUGACCAUUGUUUUACCUACUAUUUCUUUAAAUAUUCUUUGCAUUCUUGUCCAGAAGGUAUAGUGGAAGUAUACAAAUACAUUUUUUGAUUGUCUUAAAAAAAUCCUGCCAUGUUUGUUACCCAUGUCUGUAUUGCAUAUGUUGCCUAACUGUUUUUAAUCUAAUAGUAGCCAUUGCUGUAAGGGGAUUAACCAAUGUGUUACUUAUGUUAACAUGAUCAUCAGGGACCUGUAUUGUUAAUGGUUUUCACUGUUACAGCGCUGAUUACAUCACCACUCGUACACAAACUUGAUCAAAACAAAUCUGAAAUGGCCAUCCUGCGCAGGCACAAUCUAGUGCCUUUAUGUGUAGUUGAAAUGACUUCAUCUUGUAUGUGACUCAAAUCUCUUGACUAGAGAUAUUUACACAAUCUCAUGUUUAUAAAUAAAAGCAUAUUUGAUAAUUUAUUG